Molecule: messenger RNA, 1328 nt
Organism: Physella acuta
Lineage: Eukaryota; Metazoa; Mollusca; Gastropoda; Physidae
Product: 3-mercaptopyruvate sulfurtransferase
Cellular component (GO): mitochondrion
Molecular function (GO): thiosulfate-cyanide sulfurtransferase activity
Source: RefSeq, a predicted model, not a curated record
AAGAAACAAAUCACUUGACAUACCAUCAUGACAUUGACAGUCACAAUGACACUACUGGCCUACAUUAUAUAAAGAAAAGGAUGCUAACAACAGCACAUAUAUACACAAUCAAUGCACAUUUGUAUAGAUUUAGAUUUGAUUGAAGAAAAUGCUUAAUGCUUCACAUAUAGUGUCAGUUAAAUGGCUUAAAGACAUCCUUUCAAGCUCAUCCAAGUUUAGAAUUUUAGAUGGUUCAUGGCACCUGCCCAAUACAGGUAGAAUAGCUGCAAAUGAAUACAAAGAAAAACAUAUCCCAGGAGCUUUAUUCUUUGACAUUGAUGAAUGUGCUGACAAAUCAACCAACUUACCACAUAUGAUACCAUCCCCUCAAGAAUUUGGUGACUAUGUUGGAUCUCUGGGAAUUAACAAUGAUACUCAAGUCAUAGUGUAUGAUAAUAACCCCCAAUUUCCCAUAUUUUCUGCACAACGAGUUUGGUGGACUUUUAGAUUGUUUGGGCAUAAAAAAGUAUGCAUCUUAGAGGGCGGUUUGCCUAAAUGGUUGUCUGAUGGAGGGCAGACAACUAAUGAAACUGUUUCUGUGUCAAAAGAGAAGUUUGUUGUACACUUUAAUAAACAUCUGGUUAAAUCUAUUGAAGACAUCAAAAGAAAUAUUGAGAAGCCUGAAUUUACUUUAGUGGAUGCAAGACCAGAUGGGCGUUUUAAAGGAGAAGCUCCAGAACCUCGUCCAGAUACCAAACCUGGGUGCAUAGUAAACUCCAUCAAUAUUCCAUUCAUGAAUACAAUGAAUUUAAAUGAAAGAAAAAUGAAAACACCUGAAGAACUAAAAAAACUGUUUCAAGAUUCUGGAAUUGACCUAAAUAAACCUUUGGUUGCUUCCUGUGGAUCAGGAAUCUCUGCAUGUAUUCUGGCACUAUCUGCAGCCAUGCUGGGUAAAGAAGAUGUGGCUGUCUAUGAUGGCUCAUGGACUGAGUGGUACCACCAUGCACCUGCUCAACUCAAACUAAAUGUUCCUAAGUAAACUACAAGUUUGUCAUUUUAAAAUGUCUAGGUCAAGUAUUAUUCAAUGCCUACAUGAUUAAGAUAUAUUUAUUAAUUUUUUUAAAAAAGUCAUUAGGCUCUGACCUUGAACUUGCAAUUUGUUUUCAUGCUUUAAAUUGUUAUCUAUAUGAACAAUUGACAUGGUAAUCUUUAUCAGUUUAGUUACCUUUUCCUCACUAUGUGCAUGCUGGGAUGGUAUUGAAUAAUCUUUAUAAUACAACCUCAUAUUCAAAAUAAAUUAAGGUCAUGUAAAUCAACAAUUAAACUAAACAAAUGAUUCAUUUCUUGUU